Messenger RNA from Chara braunii, 2448 nucleotides. The record is from the annotation of a GenBank genome assembly. NCBI's taxonomy places the organism in Eukaryota, Viridiplantae, Streptophyta, Charophyceae, Charales, Characeae.
GGGGCCUGGCGGCCGGGGAGUGCUGCGUGGCCAUAAUGGUGCUGCUAGGUGGGACCUUUGUCCCCGUCAGCGAUGCUGAGCAGAGCCGACUGAGGCGAAAAUCAGUGGUCUGGAACUAUGUCACACAGGGGGAGAAGGCGGGCGGGGCGAAGUUGCAUGGAGAUCGGAAGUUACGUUGCAACUUUUGUGGGCACAUUUGGCAGGGAAGCCAGAGCAAGGCCGCACGACACUUCACGAUGAAGAACCGUUGCGCAGUUGCUCCCAUGGAGGCCCUGGUCGACAUAUGGAACCUCACACCCUACGAGUUCGACACGAGGUAUGUAGGGGGGAUUAGGGGCUACAUGCAGCAACAGGGGAUCCGGGAUAGGAGAGCAGUUAGACUGUCAGCGGGCCAGACUGCGAGGGGAGAGAAGGAGAUGCUGGACGCACUGAACGAGGCUGAGAGGGAGGAGGAGGAGGAGGAGGAGGAGGAGGAGGAGGAGAUGGAGGAUGAGUGCUGUGGAGGCGCUGCUGAGGGUGAGUGGUUCAUGACAUCUGCACGAGGAGAUGAGAGACAUAGGAGGCAAGUGGCGGUGCAGGUGGGUAAGAGGAAGGUUGGGGAGGGGGAGGACGUUCUCGAGCAGGCGGGGAAGAGGAUAAGGCGGGGAGAUGGAGAGGAUGAGGUUUAUGACCCAAAGUAUCAGGUGCAGUUUAGUGAUACAUUCCUGCAGUGGGUCUAUGAUGCAGGCAUUCCAUUUAAUGCCUUCAGGAGACAGACGUGGACGAGGGUGGUGCAGUUGGCGGAGGCCUUGCCGGGAGGGGUUGGGGAUAUUCAUUACAUCUAUCCAGAUAUCAAUCAUAGCAUCUUGUCAUUGCGAUACUGUCUUUCGGAAUCGCCCAACAAUGUGCCAAAUUCUCUAGACCAGGAAUGUCCACUUUGGAAGCAGCAGGAGGAGGGUUGUCAAGGCGAUGAAGAAGGUGGCAGCGAUGGCGGAGAGGAGGACGAGGACAGUGAUGAUGAUUACAGCCAGUGGCGUUCUUCUUCUUCAUCUCCGGCUUAUACUGAUUCUGCCAUGGACAGUGAUUCGGGCGCUGAGAUGGAAAACACCAACGCUGAGGAAGGCCUACUUACUACCACCAAGGAUUGUGGAAACAGGUUAGACACGCAGAAGCACAGCGGUACAACAGUUGUUGUUGCCACACAGGUGCAGGCCUUUGAUUGGAAAAAUCUUCAUAUCUCGUUCUUCGACAGCAAUUGCAGUUUCUUUGAUGAGGCCGGCGAUGAAGAGGAGACGUGUUCUCAAUGGGAUUACUACUCUAGCGGCGAAGAUGAUGAUGAUGAAUUGGAGGAUGGUUUCAAGGAUGCGGCCGCCAAUCUUAGAAGAGUCGAUAUCUUCUUGAAAAGAGUAGGGAACUCUACCGUUGGCAACCUUGCGGCUGAGCCAUCAGCCUGUGGUCCCACCCUCGAGGCAUUUGCCAACACUGUUCAAGGGCAGGUUCAGGCAUUGCGAAGUGUGGUUUCAGCAUUGGAGAUGAGGGCAGCCAGGGGGGGUGCAGGAAUAACAGUUACACUUCUGUCUCUGUCUAACUCGUUAUCGAGGGUCUGCGCGAGGGUGGCGAUCUUGGAUCGGGUGGUAAGUGCAGCUGCACCACCCAGGUGGUUGAAGGAGGACACAGACGGCCUGCUACCUUUGCCGCAGCAGAGACAGGAAGACAUGGGGGGCAUACUCGCUGCAGAGGCUUCUCACAUCCUAACUUCGCUGUAUGAGGAAAUGGAACACGUCAGUCUCCUUCCUGAUGGAGAGGAGAUGGCAUUCAGGGCAGUCCUUACCCUUUUUGUGGGGUCCAUCAGACAUAUGUUGGAUGCCCUGGAUGUGUGGCUGAGAGAAGGAGCCCUCAUGGACGCUGCUGCAGAGUUCUUCAUUGCUGCAAACAGUGCAAUCCGGGUCGAGGGUUCGGCAUUCUGGCUCCAUGGCCUCCUUUUGAGGGGUCCCCAAUUGUUGCCAUCUACAGCCUCAAGGGGGGCUUCAUCAUCAUCGUCGUCAUUGUCAUCCCCACCUUACAGCUUGCGACACUCCAAAUCGCUAGCUACGAGCCAUGGUGCAAGAGGAGUAGGAACGCUGAUUCCGCAACGAGUCCCAGUCCCAGCACCCUCGAAAUCAGCGACAACACCAACAUCCGUAACCACGCGUGCCUCUUCGGAUUGCAAUUCGAACUCAGGCGGUGGAAUGGGGGUGGCAGCUUUGUUGACGUCAUCAGGUUGUGCGGCUCAUGUGACAAGUGCUGAUCAAGGCAACAACUUAAGUGAUGGUCAGAUGGUGACGACUCUUGGGCGUGGGAAUAGUAAUCAGCGAUCGCAACCUGUGGCGGCACACCCAACAGUAGCAGCUGUAAUGACCCGCCAAAGCACAGACUGAGAACACUGCUGAUUUCUGGGAUUUGCCACUGGAAUGAAUGCCUUGCCGUGAU